AACAGUACACAGCUCUGCCUAGGCAUUGCUAUUCUCUUUACCGCAAGAUAAACCCUAAACCCUUCUUCUCAAUAUCCCCCGUUCUAUUUCCAAUUUUAUGAGUUUAAAUUAACGUAUAACUUCAUAUCUAUCUGCCUGUCAACAAAAUUGUCUCUGUGCUUUGGUAUAUUUCUUCUGACAUUGAUAGUUUCAGCUGCAGAAGGUUUCAUUUUUCAUUUGAAAUGCAUCAAUUUGUGAGAAAUUUCAUCUGGGUAUGGUAUCUCACAGCUUUUUAUGGAGCUUUGAUGACUAUGUUCUAGUUGAGAAAUUUUGUCUGGGAAAUUACAAGUUUUCACAUGGAGAUGUGAUUGUUUUUCGAUCACCUCACAAUCACAAAGAGAAACAUGUGAAGAGAAUUAUUGAUUCGCCAGGUGACUGGAUUGGUACUCACAGUUCUUAUGAUGUUGUGAAGGUUCCGGAUGGACAUUGUUGGGUCGAGGGAGACAAUCCUUCUUCUAGCAUGGAGUCAAGAACUUAUGGCCCAAUUCCUUUGGGCCUAGUUCAAGGAAGGAUCACCCAUAUUGUAUGGCCUCCUCAAAGACUAGAAGCAGUGAAGAGAAAUAUUUAUGCAGACAGACUUUCUUCUUUCUAAUCAGAAGGUUUCAUUUGUCAUUUGAAAUGCAUCAAUUUGUAAGAAAUUUCAUCUGGGUAUGGUAUCUCACAGCUUUUUAUGGAGCUUUGGUAAGAAGCUCUUCACAUUCGGACUCAUAGGCCUUACUUUUUCAGAUCGUUAUGCUAGCAUUCUUCUGGUACGCGGCGCAUCUAUGGCACCCACCUUUAAUCCUAGAGCUGAUUCUUUUGUGGGAUCAUUAUCUGAAAUUUUUUUUUUUUGAAAAGAUUUUUGCUGGUAAUUUUCACUCUCUGAUUGUAGUUUUUUCGUGCAGAUGACUAUGUUCUAGUUGAGAAAUUUUGUCUGGGAAAUUACAAGUUUUCACAUGGAGAUGUGAUUGUUUUUCGGAUGGUCGUUUUGUUUUGAUAUGAUGCUUAGAAAUAUUUAUACUUUAUUAGUGAAUUAUGCGAAUUCAGUGAACUAUUGCACAUGUUUUAAGCGAAGAAAAUGUAAAAUGAUUUUUUCUUUUUACUUGAAAUGGAUUUGAAUUGAAUGACUCUUUUAAUAUGAUAUGCUCUAUACAUUCUUGUUGUUCUGUUGAACAUCACUCUUUGUUUUUGGUUCUUGUUAUAGAAUUUUGUUAUGCGAUGGUGUUGAAAUGUUCAGUGAGAUUCAUUUCAAAGCUGGUGAAGCAUACACUGAUGCAAAAUUUUGAUGCUGGAACCUGACAUUAGUAGUUGCAAAUUUUUGCAGAUCACCUCGCAAUCACAAAGAAAAACAUGUGAAGAGAAUUAUUGGUUCGCCAGGUGAAUGGAUUGGAACUCACAGUUCUUAUGAUGUUGUGAAGGUUCCAGAUGGACAUUGUUGGGUCAAGGGAGACAAUCCUUCUUCUAGCAUGGAGUCAGGAACUUAUGGCCCGGUAAGUUCAAAGCACCAUACUUAUGAAUAACCUCAUGAUUAGGGUUGGAUUCGACUCAAAUUAGUGUUUAGUUCGAUUUGAGUUGGAACUUCAAUUCUUUAAUUCGGCUUGAGUUGGGCUUGAAUCUCCCUCCGGCAACACGAUUUAUUCUAUUGGCAAUUAUGCAUCCAGUUGGAAACACUAUUUAUCCAUCAAUGGUAUUAUUCAUUUGACUGGUGACCAUCGACAACAUUUUCGGCCAAUUCUAAUUCAAACAGACUAUUUAGGAUUAGAAUUGAAUGCGAGGUAGUUCAUAUUAGGGCUUAGUUUGGUUCAAAUCCAACCCUACUUAUGAUUAGAUCUUAAGAUUCUUAAGCAGAGUAUUUCAAUCCAACUUACUUGUUUAGAUCCUUCUGAUUUAUUAUUUACUGCUAUUUUUAAAAGUUUAUAGUCGCAAAUUGAUUCUCUUCAGCAAUUUUUUUUUUUUUCUGCUUAAGCGAGCUGUUCUUGGCUGAUUCCUUUGGGCCUAGUUCAAGGAAGGAUCACCCAUAUCGUAUGGCCUCCUCAAAGACUAGGAGCAGUGAAGAGAAAUAUUUAUGCAGACAGACUUUCUUCUUUCUAAUCAGGUUAUGGUAGCUGAUACUUUUAGUAGCGAGAAUACAUAUUUUCCUUCGUAAUGCUUUACCAUUUGAUCAAGGCAACAAUUUUUUGGAGAUCCCUUGCUUAAGAACAUAGAGUUUUUGAAAGUUUUAGACUGUUCUUUGAUUUUGUUUAUUAAGCAAGAAUAAGAAAGAAGUAAUCUUUUGGGGACAGUAUUUGUACAUUAUUUAUAUUGUUAAUGGUCAAGUUAAUCAACUCAAUAAUGGAUUUUGAGUUCAAUAUAAUUGAUUUUAAUUCCUGGGUGAA
Molecule: messenger RNA, 2393 nt
Organism: Mangifera indica (mango)
Lineage: Eukaryota; Viridiplantae; Streptophyta; Magnoliopsida; Sapindales; Anacardiaceae
Product: mitochondrial inner membrane protease subunit 2-like
Exons: 5
Coding region: 254-631 (125 amino acids)
Biological process (GO): mitochondrial respiratory chain complex assembly
Cellular component (GO): mitochondrial inner membrane peptidase complex; membrane
Molecular function (GO): serine-type endopeptidase activity
Source: RefSeq, a predicted model, not a curated record